CAAACAAAAUGAAAUGACCCUACAAGGCUCCCCCCAACCUUAACGUGGCCUUCACUUUCUCCAUCCCCCCUAAUACUACUAUAUAGCUUAAUCAAAUUUCAAUUCAGUGUGCUCUUGAAUAAACAACAGGUGUUCCAAUUGUUACCAGCCAAACCAUAUCUCCCUUUCUUUUGUCUCUCCCUUUUAACUAUCAAAUCUCAACCAAACUCAAACCACUCAACCAAAAUUCCUCCAACCUUCCCUUACUUGUAACCUAACUCAUCAACACCCUUCAAAAAAUAAAUCACAAAAAAAAUGUCCUUAAACCAACUAUACUAAUCAUGUAUUAUUCCUUAUUAGUCCUAGCUUAAUUUGUGCUACUACAACUUUUAUUUUAUUUGAAAAAAAAAAAAUCCAAUGGAGGAGGUGAAGGCAAUCAUGUUAUUUGGCAAGUACGAGAUGGGAAGAAUACUAGGUAAAGGAACAUUUGCAAAAGUGUACUAUGCCAAAGAAAUUGCUACGGGUGAAGGUGUAGCAAUUAAAGUUAUAGACAAAGACAAAGUGAGAAAAGAAGGCAUGAUGGAACAAAUCAAACGGGAAAUUUCAGUGAUGAGGUUAGUAAAACAUCCAAACAUUGUCAACCUUAAAGAAGUCAUGGCAACAAAGACAAAAAUCUUGUUCGUCAUGGAAUAUGCACGUGGCGGUGAAUUAUUCGAUAAAGUUGCGAAAGGUAAAUUUAAAGAAGAACUUGCUAGGAAGUAUUUUCAACAACUUAUAAGCGCGGUUGAUUAUUGUCAUAGUAGAGGCGUUUCACACCGCGAUUUGAAACCGGAAAAUUUGUUACUUGAUGAAAACGGUGAUCUUAAGGUGUCUGAUUUCGGACUCUCUGCUUUGCCUGAACAACUUCGUCAGGACGGACUUUUACAUACUCAAUGUGGAACUCCUGCUUACGUGGCACCCGAGGUAGUUAGAAAAAGAGGUUAUAACGGCUUUAAAGCCGAUACUUGGUCAUGUGGUGUUAUUCUUUAUGCUUUACUUGCUGGAUUUUUACCUUUUCAACAUGAAAAUUUAAUGUCCAUGUAUAAUAAAGUUUUCAAAGAAGAGUAUCAAUUUCCACCUUGGUUUUCGCCUGAAUCAAAGAGAUUAAUCUCGAAGAUUUUAGUAGCUGAUCCAGAAAGAAGAAUCACAAUUCCUUCAAUCAUGAAUGUUCCAUGGUUUCGAAAAGGUUUAUCGUCACUAUCAACAAUUACUACUUCAAAUGAUGAAGUAGAAUUUGAAUCAAAGGUAAUUGAUUCUUCUCCACCACAAUUUUUCAAUGCGUUCGAUUUUAUUUCUUCGAUGUCUUCGGGGUUUGAUCUUUCGGGUUUGUUCGAGGAAAAGAAAAAAAGGGAUUCGGUUUUUACUUCAAAGUGUUCGGUUUCGGAGAUUGUGACAAAAAUCGAAAGUGCUGCGAAAAAUUUAAAGUUUAAGGUUAAGAAGGUUAAAGAUUUUAAACUGAAGCUACAAGGGUCUUUUGAAGGGAGAAAAGGAAAGUUAACCGUGUCGGCGGAGAUAUACGAGGUGGCGCCGGAGCUUGCGGUGGUUGAGUUUUCCAAGAGUUCCGGUGAUACUUUUGAAUAUGUUAAGGUGUUUGAAGAAGAUGUUAGGCCUGCUCUCAAAGACAUUGUUUGGUCAUGGCAAGGGGAAUGAUGCCACGUGUAAUGAUUACAUGGCCCAAUCAAUAGCAUGCCUAAUAUUCCCUGAAUUGAAUUUUGGGUGUAUAAUAUAUGAAUAUGAAUCAUAUAUUAAAUUUGUGUAUAUAUAAUAUUAAUGUGGUGUAUAAUAUAUAUGCUAGAAUUGGGUGCUUCUUUAUAAGUUCUAACAAAUUUUGUUUUGUUGCAUCUUGAUUUUGGAGUUUUUAUUUUGUUUUAUUAGUAGUUUGAAUGUUAGGUAGAUGUAGAUACUAGAUAGUACUAGUCUGAUUUUGGUGAGACUGUAAAUACUCCACCCUACAAGCCCCCAAUUGUAAAAAUUAGGUAGUAUUUGGCAAGAUUUGAGAAUUACUAAAUUUUGGUGUUUUAGUUUCAUUUUCUUUAUGAGAAAUAAUAUUUCGACAACUAUUGAUAACUCUUUA
Messenger RNA from Trifolium pratense (red clover), 2092 nucleotides. RefSeq names its product CBL-interacting serine/threonine-protein kinase 25-like. The transcript has a single exon. The coding region runs from base 397 to 1668 and encodes 423 amino acids. Gene Ontology annotation, molecular function: protein kinase activity; ATP binding. Lineage: Eukaryota; Viridiplantae; Streptophyta; Magnoliopsida; Fabales; Fabaceae. Gene Ontology annotation, biological process: protein phosphorylation; signal transduction. The record is from RefSeq and is a predicted model, not a curated record.